Molecule: messenger RNA, 720 nt
Organism: Dovyalis caffra
Lineage: Eukaryota; Viridiplantae; Streptophyta; Magnoliopsida; Malpighiales; Salicaceae
Source: the annotation of a GenBank genome assembly
AUGAGAAAGCAACUCCUCUCCCCAUUCGUUCCUUUCUUGAUGUUCUUCCUCUACAGCUCCACUACUUAUGCUCAAGCCCCAUCACCGGCACCUUCAGGUCCAACCAACAUCACUGCAAUCCUCGAGAAGGCUGGUCAGUUCACAACCUUAAUUCGGUUAAUGAAAAGCACCCAAGAGGCUGACCAAAUCAACACACAACUCAACAAUUCAAACCAAGGUCUAACAGUGUUUGCGCCAACUGAUAAUGCUUUCACUAGCCUAAAAGCAGGCGUACUAAAUUCGCUGAGCGACCAACAAAAGGUCCAAUUGUUGCAGUUUCACAUCCUUCCAAAUUUCCUUUCCAUGUCAAACUUCCAAACUGUGAGCAAUCCCUUGCGUACCCAGGCCGGAGAUAGUGCCGAUGGCGAGUUCCCGCUAAAUGUGACAACAUCAGGGAAUCAAGUGAACAUAACAACAGGGGUUAACACUGCAACUGUGGCUAAUACUAUAUACACUGAUGGCAAGCUAGUUGUGUAUCAGGUGGAUCAGGUCCUUCAGCCAUUAGGUCUUUUUGGUUCAGCGGCAGCACCAGCCCCUGCACCUUCAAAGCCUGAGAAAGAUGUUCCAGCCAAAGCUCCUGCAGGUUCCAAGGAAGAUGCCUCUGUUGAUGCUUCAGGUGCACCCAUUGCAACAGUACCCUUCGGUAUUGUGCUGAUCGCAGCAAUUUCAUUCAAGCUAUGA